Messenger RNA from Vicia villosa (hairy vetch), 723 nucleotides. RefSeq lists its product as uncharacterized. The transcript is spliced from 2 exons. The record is from RefSeq and is a predicted model, not a curated record. Bases 1 to 723 code for a protein of 240 amino acids. Lineage: Eukaryota; Viridiplantae; Streptophyta; Magnoliopsida; Fabales; Fabaceae.
AUGGUGGAGCAUAACUACUUUGACAGACUAAAAGGCUACUGGAAAUAUAAUGAAAGCCUUCCCCAUAAUCUGAAAAGAAUAGAAACAGAUGCUACCGAGUGGAAGAAAUGGUCAAUCAGCCAUGUCCAAAGAGUGAAGAAAGGUAUCAUGGCACGGCUUCAUGGAAUUCAAUGUAAGAUGCAACACAGUUAUAACAACACAGGGCUAAUUAAAUUGGAAACGAAACUGCAAGGAGAGCUCUAUAAUGUUCUUAGACAAGAGGAACUUAUGUGGUUCCAAAGGUCUAGGGCUAAAUGGCUAGUUGAUGGAGAUAGGAACACUAGAUACUAUCAUUUGAAAACUGUCAAUAGGAGAAGGCACAACAAAAUCCUUAUUCUUAAGGAUGAUAGUGGGAGGUGGAUAGAAGAUGGUGCUGAGAUUCAAAAGCAUGUGAAUGAAUACUACAAAAAGUUGUUCUCUCUUGGAGAGAGAUGGGGUAGUUGGAAACAAACUCAAAUUUCGCUCCCUGACAUACAGCAAGAGGACCUCAACAAGCUGGGAGCAAAUGUUAGUAAUGAAGAAGUGAGGAAAGCCAUCUUUAGCAUGAAGCCUUGGAAAGCUCCGGGGCCGGACGGUUUUCCCGCGGGUACUGAGCAAGAUUGUUGUAGGGAGACUCAAAGAGCAUAUGAACAAUUGGAUAUCCCCAUACCAGACAGGCUUCGUACCGGGAAGGCUGAUUCAUGA